GAAGCCAUCAGUCAAUCACAUGGUUUGCAUACAGUUUGUAGUGUUUUUGAUGAGAAAGAGAGAGAGAGAGACAUGACUUCAAGCAAAGGUCGACAACAAUUACCACCACUUAAAGUCCUAUGUCUUCAUGGAUAUCGACAGACAAGCGUUGCAUUCAAAUCAAAAAGCGGAGGAUUUCGUAAACUCUUGAAAAACAAAUUGGACUUUGUUUUCAUCGAUGGCCCACAUUUGGUGCCGACGGGUCCGCAAAAUCCUGACGGAACAGAUGACUCCAGAAGCUGGUGGUUCUCUGAUGUCGAUCCCGAUUACUUUAGUUCAGCACAAGAGUCGGAUAUAUGUAAAGGAUUUGAUCAGUCAGUAGAUCUAAUUAGGCAUACAUUUGAAACACAGGGACCAUUCGAUGGUAUCUUAGGUUUUAGUCAGGGAUCAGCUUUGGUGGCAUUGAUUUGUUGUCUUAAACAACUUAAAGAAUUCAAUUACGACCUCAAGUUUGUCGUAUUGGUCGCUGGCUUUCAAAGUCUAUCUGCAUCUCAUUUGAAACUCUUUGACCGACUCGACAGUCAACUUAUCGAUAUUCCAUCGCUUCAUAUAAUCGGCGAAUCAGAUCAGGUGAUUGCCAAAGAAAAAAGCGUCAAAUUGUCAAACAUUUUCAAGAAUCCAUACAUUGUCUAUCAUUCCGGCGGACAUUUAGUACCGUCUAAUUCAUCCAAUAGACAAAAAGAUGACCAAACGAUUGAUUACAUCAUUUGUGAGUACAAUGACUGCAAUAUAUUUUUGAACCUCAAGUCACGUGUCAUUUGUGUUGUGAUGUAA
Molecule: messenger RNA, 813 nt
Organism: Oppia nitens
Lineage: Eukaryota; Metazoa; Arthropoda; Arachnida; Sarcoptiformes; Oppiidae
Product: esterase OVCA2-like
Exons: 7
Coding region: 73-813 (246 amino acids)
Biological process (GO): response to retinoic acid
Cellular component (GO): cytoplasm; nucleus
Source: RefSeq, a predicted model, not a curated record